Molecule: messenger RNA, 2985 nt
Organism: Marmota flaviventris (yellow-bellied marmot)
Lineage: Eukaryota; Metazoa; Chordata; Mammalia; Rodentia; Sciuridae
Gene: Rtn3
Product: reticulon 3
Biological process (GO): endoplasmic reticulum tubular network formation; neuron differentiation; brain development
Cellular component (GO): neuron projection; postsynaptic density; endoplasmic reticulum membrane
Source: RefSeq, a predicted model, not a curated record
UUGUGCGCAUGCGUGCUCGCUCUCCCUCUCGUCGCGCUCGGCUGUGUCAGUCAGUCAGUCUGUCGGAGUCUGUCCUCGGAACAGGCUGAGCGAAGGGACUUCGGAGAGCCUGCUGCCUACUUAUUCUAUUUCCCCUCCCUCUCUCCCGCCCCACGUCUCUCUUCACCCCUCUCCCGCCCUUGCUCGCGUAGCCAUGGCGGAGUCGUCGGCGGCCACUCAGUCCCCGUCCAUCUCCUCGUCGUCCUCCGGGGCCGAUCCGUCCGCGGCCGGCGGUGGCGGGAGCCCGGGAACCAGCCCCGCCCUGGGGGCGAAAAGCUGCGGCUCCUCUUGUGCGGUGCACGAUCUGAUUUUCUGGCGAGAUGUGAAGAAGACUGGGUUUGUCUUUGGCACCACACUGAUCAUGCUGCUGUCCCUGGCAGCCUUCAGUGUCAUCAGUGUGGUUUCUUACCUCAUCCUGGCCCUUCUCUCUGUCACCAUCAGCUUCAGAGUCUACAAGUCUGUCAUCCAAGCUGUACAGAAAUCAGAAGAAGGCCAUCCAUUCAAAGCCUACCUGGAUGUGGACAUUACACUGUCCUCAGAAGCUUUCCAUAAUUACAUGAAUGCUGCCAUGGUGCAUGUCAACAAGGCCCUAAAACUCAUCAUUCGUCUCUUUCUGGUGGAAGAUCUGGUCGACUCCUUGAAGCUGGCUGUCUUCAUGUGGCUGAUGACCUAUGUUGGUGCCGUUUUUAAUGGAAUCACCCUUCUGAUUCUUGCGGAGCUGCUCGUCUUCAGCGUCCCAAUUGUCUAUGAGAAGUACAAGACCCAGAUUGAUCACUAUGUUGGCAUCGUCCGGGAUCAAACCAAGUCAAUUGUUGAAAAGAUCCAAGCAAAACUCCCUGGAAUCGCCAAAAAAAAGGCAGAAUAAACACAUGGAAACCAGAAAUGCAACAGUUACUAAAACACCACUUAAUAGUUAUAAUGAUGUUACUUGUACCAUGGAGGACAUGCUCAGUGUCAGCUUGAGCCUGCAUUCCAAGCUUAUUUUUAUUUUAAUUUGGUAUUUUCUCCCCUCCUUUCCCUUUACCCUCAGUAUCAAGCACAAGAAACAGUGGACUGAACAAAAAGAACUGAUAUCUUAGAACCCGAAAGAAUCAAAUUAAUAGGAUAAAUUAUACCUUAGUGGUGGUGGAGCUUUUUACCUGUAGCAUGAAAAGGGGAAAGAUUAGAGGUAAAGAGAAAGUGAAUGGUAGAAAAAUUUCUUGGGUCCUUCUAUUCAGUUUUCAAGGACUAGUUUUACACAACUCCCAUUAUAGUUUUGCCCUUAUUUUUAAGUUAAGAAAUAAUGAUUAACUUAUGAAGAAAUGGUUUGGGGACAGGAGGGGGAUGCCUUCCUUGGGUUGUUUGCAGCUCACCAAUCCCAUCCUCCUGCCCCACACUGUGAGCAGCUACUCUUAAUAUUCCUCUUCUUGACUUAAUGAUAUAACUUCCAGCUCUGAGUAACUUAUAGGUAGUAGUGAUAAUUCCUAUCUCCAGAAUGCCAUCUGAGAAAUAAGAGUAGAAACAGAAAAGGGUGGGAAAGGGUGUGGCAGGGGCACAGCAAUGGCCACCUCCCUCUGCCACUCACCCACAGGGAAGGAAGGGCUCCACCAGCUGGGAGCAUGGUGUCCACAUCAUCUCUUGGAUGCCAGUUCUGGGAGUUAAUUUGAGAACUCAUUCCUGAAUGUGCUUUCCCCUCUUUCCUGCCCACCCACCUCACCUCAAGUUUAAUAAAUAUGGUUGUACUUUUAUUAUUAUGAAAUAAAUGUCUGUACCUGCUGUACACUGCUGUAAACUUGUUAGAGAAAAAUAAUCUGCAUGUGGGCUCCCUAGUUAUUGAGUUAUUGUAAUCCUGUCUCAGUCCGUGGAGGGGGAACAGUCUCAAAAGAUGGAACUACCGAAAAAGAAAAACGUUUUUCUUUAUCUACCACCACCACCACCACCACUGCUUUCUCCUCACAUGCUGUUGCUUUAAUGUGUGCUCAUCAGUUUAGUGUAAGGACCAAAGCCAAGCUGGCUUGAGGGGAGAUCUUGUGUGUCUGUGGCUAAGAGACUGCACGCCAGUGUGGGGUCGCGCAUUUUGUGGUUCACGUGGAGUCUAUCUGCUUUGAGGGUGCUUUCCUUUUUCAGAUACACAAAAUGCUCAGCCCCUGUACCAUGGCCCAUGAUGCUCCUUUGGAGAGUGCUUUCUGUGAACUUUUAAGUUAAGAUGACCAGACAGAGCCAGAGUGUAUUGAUGGGCUUUCUGCAGUUGGAGACAACAGAGCAGUGCACAGGCACAGCAGGUGGAGGGUGAUUGGGAAUCAUUGAUUCCUGUUUGAGACAAAGUUUCUUCCUCCCUUUUCCACAUGGAGACUCAAGUCAGUGUGAAAGCAGUCAUUAAGUUCCUUAAGCUUGUAGCUCCUACAUAGUCCUGCCCUUCCAAGAGGCAGCAAGCUGUAAGGGCUACAAUAUUUGUUGGUCCCAAAGUACUGCAGCUCUGCAGGAAGCACUGGGAGGAUUUUUUUUUUUUUAAUUGGGAAUUUAGAUGAGUAAAAGGAACUCUUCCCAUACUCCCUUUUCUUAUUUUCUUGCCCCCUUUCUUUUUGAAAUUUUUAACAUUUUCUGUCAUAUUAAGAAACUCCCUCUCCAUCACUAUUCCUUACCCUCCCAGGAAGUCAUUGCACCGAUGGACUUUCAGGCUUCCCCUCCAAAGGACCUCUUUCUGCACUGGAAGCCCCACACCUGGUUCUUUUCUUUUGUUGUUGCUGUGUUAAUGAUAAUGGGAGAGAUGUUUGUGCCAUGCAGAAUUUUUUUUUUUUUUUUUUUUUUUAAGGAAAACAUAGACAAAAAAGUACUAAUGAAACUGUGUGCGUGUCUGUGUGUGCAACAUAAAAAUACAGUAGCACCCAAGGAGCUUGAAUCUUGGUUCCUGUAAAACUGCAAAUUGAUGUGGUAUUAAUUUAAAAAUAAAGAACACAAUGACUGGUG